Molecule: messenger RNA, 1550 nt
Organism: Helianthus annuus (common sunflower)
Lineage: Eukaryota; Viridiplantae; Streptophyta; Magnoliopsida; Asterales; Asteraceae
Product: putative methylesterase 12, chloroplastic
Exons: 5
Coding region: 207-1259 (350 amino acids)
Biological process (GO): jasmonic acid metabolic process; salicylic acid metabolic process
Molecular function (GO): methyl indole-3-acetate esterase activity; methyl salicylate esterase activity; methyl jasmonate esterase activity
Source: RefSeq, a predicted model, not a curated record
ACUCUCAAACCACUCAUUAAUAGCUCACAAAUACAGCUUCUUUCUUUCUUUCUUUCCUUCCUACACCCCAUUAAAUUCUCAUUCCACCUUCACCUAAUCACCCCUUCUCUUCCACACCCACAUCAAAUUACUCAACUUUACACCUGACCCAUAUCCCCAAAUCCUUAAAUUUUCAACCUUUAACAAUCUUUAUCAACAAACAAGAAAUGGGUAAUCGAUUUAGUUGCAAAAAGAUUGAUGGGUCAACAAGUAGCAGAAGAUUUGGUGGUGGGAAUAGGUCACGGAGGAAGCUGCAAGCAGAUGAAGAGUUGUUGCAUAUUCAAGCUUUGUCUCUUGCAAUUCAGCAUCAUCAAUCUUCUCAACGGUUUGAAGGUUCCAUGUCUCGUAGGAUUGGAUCUGUUAGUUCUCGUCGCCGGAGUAAUCCUGUUUCUGAUCCGGUGGUGGAUGCCGGAAAACAGCAGAAACUGUCAGCGGAAUUCUUGGAAAAUCUUGAAACCAAGAAUAUCGUUCUAAUACACGGAGAAGGAUUUGGGGCAUGGUGUUGGUACAAAACUAUUUCUCUGCUAGAGGAAACGGGAAUGAUACCCACGGCCUUAGAUCUUACCGGAUCGGGUAUCGAUUUGAAAGACACAAACAACGUCACUACACUUGAGGAAUAUUCAAAACCGCUAAUCGAUUAUUUGCAAGACCUGCAAGAAGAUGAGAAGGUGAUCUUAGUAGGACACAGUAGUGGCGGUGCUUGUGUUUCUUAUGCAAUGGAGCAAUUUCCACAAAAGAUUUCGAAAGCCGUGUUUUUAUGCGGUACUAUGGUAUCUAAUGGACAAAAGCCCUUUGAUGUGUUUGCGGAACAGCUCGGGUCUGCGGAGCUCUUUAUGAAGGAAUCAAAGUUUUUAAUACACGGAAAUGGGAACGAUAAGCCUGCCACUGGAUUCAUGUUCGAGAAGCAACAAAUGCGUGGAUUAUAUUUCAAUCAGUCUCCCGCAAAGGAUAUUGCUCUAGCUAUGGUUUCCAUGAGACCCAUUCCACUCGGGCCCAUGAUGCAAAACCUCUCACUAUCUAAAGAAAAAUACGAAGCGGGUCGUAGGUUCUACAUCCAAACACUUGAGGAUCAUGCACUUUCACCGGAUAUUCAAGAAAAGCUCGUGAGAGAGAAUCCACCCGAAGGCGUUUUCAAGAUCAAAGGAAGUGAUCAUUGCCCGUUCUUCUCUAAACCGCAAUCGUUGCAUAAAAUUUUGCUUGAGAUUGCUCAAAUCGCAUAGCGAAAUGGACUUCUUUUGAGUGAAUACGUGUAGAAGAUUAAACAGUGGCGGAUCCAGCCCUGUUUUGUGGGUUCACAUGAACCCACUCGGUUUGGAAAGAAUUAGUAAGAACUUUGUAUGAUUUGGAAAAAAUAGUGAGAAUCUACCAAACGAACCAACUGAAAGAAGUUCUUUGAUCUGCCACUGAGAUUAAAUAUUUUAUUGAAAGAAGUUUCUGGAUCUGCCACUGAGAUAAUAUAUUUUAUUUCUCUAGACUUAUUAUGAGAUUAUUAGAAAGUUGUAAGUUGUUCA